AUGAACAAACCAGAUUCCUCCAAAGAAGUCUCACACUCAAACUCAAAAAUCACUAGUGAUCCAAUGGAUAUAUGGAGUUCAAUCUUGAAUCAAAAGAACAAAGAUGAAGCUUCACAACUCAAAACGCCUCCUUAUAUUCACCCACUUGUCAAAAAAUCAAAAAGUUAUUUAAAUGAAAAGAGUCUUGAAAUGUGCACUGAGUGUCUUGGAUCAGAAACUGGUUCAGAUUGGUUCUCUUCUUCUUACACAUCAUCACCAUCCUCUGAGGAUGAUGGAAAAAUGAAAACAUGUUAUAAUGAUGAUAAUCCAAAAGUCAUCAACAAUCAUUCUUUGAAGAAUAAGAAAAAGGCUGGGCGUAUUCCUCCUCCACUUCCUUCACUGAGUAGUCAAAGUCAACAACUCCAAAUGAGGUCCCACCGUGACAAUGGAAGAUUGUUUUUGUUCCUACAAAUUGUGUCGGUUCCUUCACAAAACAACUUCAUCGCUACGAGACAAAAUGGUCGCCUUAUCCUCACCUUUGCUAUUCGCGAAGAAGAAGAAAUUUUUGAAGAAGAAGAGAGUGAGAUAGAGCAACCAAAUGCUUGUAGUUUUGAAUUAGCGGUGAAUAAGAAAGUUAAGGGUCCAAAAUGGGCAGAAAAGUUCAACAAAAUGACAAAUUUUAAGGAUGUUAAACAUGUACAACAUGGUUCGUUGCCACGGUCAUUGACUUUGUUUAAUGCUUAUCAAUACUAUUGGCGAACCAAGGCCAUACGGGAAAUGCUGAUCAAGAAAGUAGUAACAGCAACAAGGUUUUUGUCUCUGGGAACAUGA
Messenger RNA from Vicia villosa (hairy vetch), 810 nucleotides. RefSeq names its product protein FAF-like, chloroplastic. The record is from RefSeq and is a predicted model, not a curated record. Lineage: Eukaryota; Viridiplantae; Streptophyta; Magnoliopsida; Fabales; Fabaceae. The transcript has a single exon. Bases 1 to 810 code for a protein of 269 amino acids.